This is a messenger RNA of Phaeodactylum tricornutum CCAP 1055/1, 2219 nucleotides long. RefSeq lists its product with no specific name. Gene Ontology annotation, molecular function: translation initiation factor activity. The transcript has a single exon. Gene Ontology annotation, biological process: translational initiation; formation of translation preinitiation complex. The record is from RefSeq and is a predicted model, not a curated record. Lineage: Eukaryota; Bacillariophyta; Bacillariophyceae; Surirellales; Neidiaceae. The coding region runs from base 33 to 2219 and encodes 728 amino acids.
AUUCAAAACUCUCUUGACCCGACAGUACCUCGAUGUUCCGCAAAGAAAACAGUAGCGUCUAUUUCGAAGGAAAAAAAGGCAAGGAUGUGCCACUGCGUAAGUCGGAUCGACUGCGCUUGCGUCAACAAGCCAUGGAGUUGUUGUGUCGAUCACCACCGGACACUUGUUCGGAAAAUGCAGAUUCCGAAGUUGUAGCGUUCUGUCUAGAGCAGGAUGCCGUACUAGACGCUGCGUUUCUGCAAGGGGCUCUCUCGUCACGGAAACUCAUUCUGGAUGACGGACGCAAGGUCACAAUGUACCUGCGAUCACCGGAAGAUGGACAAAACACAAGUACUGACGAAAUUUCCUUCAGGUGGCCGUAUCGGGAACCAUCGCCAGCACAGUGCGUCUGGCUGGAGAUUGAUUUUGGACCCAGAAAUACACUGCAGGUUCCGUCCGUCGUCCUGCUUUCCGUCUUACCCAGUAGUAGUCUCCCAACGAUACCAGUCCCUCACCAAGUCUCCAAGUAUCUCUGCCGGGGAGCCGAUCUGAUGCGUGCUGGUAUUUUCCAAUUACCUUUGUCAUGGCCAAGCUCUCAACGCGUUGUUGCGAUCACUGUUGCUGGCAAUCCACAACCCUUGGCGGUCGGUUGGCUCGACAACGCCGUGAAAUCCUUGCAGGAUGUAGGUCCACAAACUCAAGGAAUCGGAGUACACGUUGUCUCUUGCUACGGCGACGAUCUUUGGAAGCAGCAGCUGCCUCCUAAACAACUACGCCAUAAUCUUAACCGUGAAGCUCGAGUUAAUCCAACGGGCGGUGCAACGUUCAAUGCAGGACAUUACGGCAACUUGGGUUUCCAGGAAGGAGUUCGGGUGGUUCCCCUUUCCUCCUCGGCGGAAUCACACCCCGAUGCAGAGGGCGAGGAAAAACAUCAUGGAACAGCUUCUUCAAAGAGCACCCGAGAAAAAACAAACCCCCCUUUUCCCGACGAAGAAGAGACUCCCCCAGUACUAUAUGGAGGUGAAAAUUGCGCUGGGAUGGAAAAUAUUACUGUGUCCGACGACACCUAUGGGUCAAGCAAAUCUAACACAUUGCUAGAUAGGGAUAUGGAGAAUGGAGAACAGAAAAUGCCAUUAGAAGCUACUAAUGAGGCUCUUCUGCACCAUGCCGUCUGCAAGGCAGUAGCCGCUCUUUCAAAAUCGGACUUGCCCAUGGCGGUGGCAACCUUUUAUGCGCAAUACGUCCUACCGUCGCGACCUCAAGGUACCAUCAUAAAUCUGAAACAAACUCGAUACAAAAAGUUUGGCGUUUACGUGCAGGAACAAAUAGAGCAAGGCUUGAUUUCUGUCGGCCCCGACGUGGCUAAUAAAGACCCGUUCGCAAUGCUAAUCGAUGUGAACCGGAGACAUCCAGAUGUGCAGCAUAUCGUCCGAGAGGAAAAGGCGAAUUCUCCUGAAAAUGGGAGCAGUCGCUUAUCGGGUCCCAACAAGUUAGUGCUGAUUGAUUUGUACACAGUCCCACACCAUUUUAUUUCCCCGCUGCGUCUGAAUUCUGAGGCUGUGACGGCGGCGAAUGCAACGAGCGAAGAACGGAAAAAUUCAAGUAUGCUGACACUUAAAGAAAUCCGAGCUCUCUUGGACGACUAUCUGAUACGAGAAAAUCUGGCUCGGCACAACACCGUCCACUUGGAUGGCCCCUUGACCGAUGUCUUGUAUAAGAGGAAAAGGACGUCUGGAGAUCCGGUCCAAUCUACUCCACAGGUGCUAACACGAAAACAAGUUGCUUUGGCUUGGCAAGAUAAAAUGGAGCGAGGUUUCGCCCUUGUUAAAAUGCCGGGCAACCGCAUCGUCAAAUUAGGUCGGGGACCGCCGCCGCAAAUAUCGAUUGAAGUAGAGCAACGGCAGUCAAAAAAGUUCGUUACAAGGGUUCGGGGUUUGGAAAGCUAUAACAUCGACGGUCGAGUCUUUUGCAAAGACGUCUGCCAGCGCUUUGCUUGUGCGGGCAGCGUCGACUCGGAUGCCCCGGCCGGAAGGGCCACACUCAAAAAGAAUCAGGUCGAGUUAAUCUUACAGGGUAAUCUCGUAGACGCGCUGGACGCGUUGCUAACAGGCGAGGAAAAUGUGACCUCUCAUGGGGGAGCGAAGGCAUCACCGUACGCGAUUCCUGCGAAUGCUAUCAGUGUGACUCUCCGCAAAGGAGUGCCAGCACGGAAACGCCGACCAGUUCCCGCAAAGAAGUAG